Tupaia belangeri chinensis (Chinese tree shrew) is the source of this 2514-nucleotide messenger RNA. It is a transcript of the gene NEURL1, whose product is annotated as neuralized E3 ubiquitin protein ligase 1. Gene Ontology annotation, molecular function: ubiquitin protein ligase activity. Gene Ontology annotation, biological process: negative regulation of Notch signaling pathway. The record is from RefSeq and is a predicted model, not a curated record. Gene Ontology annotation, cellular component: postsynaptic density; plasma membrane. Lineage: Eukaryota; Metazoa; Chordata; Mammalia; Scandentia; Tupaiidae.
GAGUGCUGAACCCCCUGGGGCCGGAUGCCAUGGGUAACAACUUCUCCAGUAUCCCCUCUCUGCCCAGAGGAAACCCGAGCCGGGCAACGAGGGGCCACCCCCAGAACCUCAAAGACUCCAUCGGGGGCCCCUUCCCUGUCACCUCUCACCGAUGCCACCACAAGCAGAAGCACUGCCCGCCCGUGCUGCCCGGCGGGGGGCUCCCGGCCACACCGCUGCUCUUCCACCCGCACACCAAGGGCUCCCAGAUCCUCAUGGACCUCAGCCACAAGGCCGUCAAGAGGCAGGCCAGCUUCUGCAACGCCAUCACCUUCAGCAACCGCCCGGUCCUCAUCUACGAGCAAGUCAGGCUGAAGAUCACCAAGAAGCAGUGCUGCUGGAGCGGCGCCCUGCGGCUGGGCUUCACCAGCAAGGACCCGUCCCGCAUCCACCCCGACUCACUGCCCAAGUACGCCUGCCCCGACCUGGUGUCCCAGAGCGGCUUCUGGGCCAAGGCACUGCCUGAGGAGUUUGCCAACGAGGGCAACAUCAUCGCCUUCUGGGUGGACAAGAAGGGCCGCGUCUUCUACCGCAUCAACGACUCCGCCGCCAUGCUCUUCUUCAAUGGGGUCCGCACGGCCGACCCGCUCUGGGCCCUGGUGGACGUCUAUGGCCUCACACGGGGUGUCCAGCUGCUUGACAGCGAGCUGGUGCUCCCGGACUGCCUGCGGCCGCGCUCCUUCACCGCCCUGAGGAGGCCGUCGCUGCGGCGCGAGGCCGACGACGCGCGCCUCUCCGUGAGCCUGUGCGACCUCAACGUGCCGGGCGGCGACGGCGACGGCGACGAGGGGGCGGCCCGCGCGCACGUCCGCAUCCUGGACGAGCAGACGGUGGCGCGCCUGGAGCACGGGCGCGACGAGCGCGCCCUCGUCUUCACCAGCCGGCCCGUGCGCGUCGCCGAGACCAUCUUCGUCAAGGUCACGCGCUCAGGCGGCUCGCGGCCCGGCGCGCUCUCCUUCGGCGUCACCACGUGUGACCCCGGCACGCUGCGACCCGCCGAGCUGCCCUUCAGCCCCGAGGCCCUGGUGGACCGCAAGGAGUUCUGGGCCGUGUGCCGCGUGCCAGGGCCCCUGCACAGCGGCGACAUCCUGGGCCUGGAGGUCAACGCCGACGGCGAGCUGCACCUCAGCCACAACGGCGCGGCCGCCGGCAUGCAGCUGUGCGUGGACGCCUCGCAGCCGCUCUGGAUGCUCUUCGGCCUGCACGGGGCCAUCACGCAGAUCCGCAUCCUCGGCUCCACCAUCCUGGCCGAACGGGGCAUCCCAUCACUGCCCUGUUCCCCUGCCUCCACGCCAACCUCGCCCAGCGCCCUGGGUAGCCUCCUCUCAGACCCCUUGCUCAGCACGUGCAGCUCUGGACCUCUGGGGAGCUCUGCGGGCGGGACAGCCCCCAACUCUCCGGUGAGCCUGCCUGAAUCCCCGGUGACCCCAGGCAUAGGCCAGUGGAGCGACGAGUGCACCAUUUGCUACGAACACGCGGUGGACACGGUCAUCUACACGUGCGGUCACAUGUGCCUCUGCUACGCCUGCGGCCUGCGUCUCAAGAAGGCUCUGCAUGCCUGCUGCCCCAUCUGCCGCCGCCCCAUCAAGGACAUCAUCAAGACCUACCGCAGCUCCUAGCCCGGUGCGGUGCCUGCCCCGCACCCACCUCCUCGGACUUGAGCCGCUCCAGCCGAAGGGCCGGCCAGCAGGGCCCGCACCCUCAUUUUGGAAACUUUCUUUCGCCAUUAAACAUGGGAAACUGAGACCCCUGAAGGUAAAACCAGUGACCACCCCUCGACACCUGCUGGGAACCCCCGUGAGCAGCGAUUUUCUCCGGCCAGUUCCUUCUACGGACAAAUUUGGGGGAUUCCUCAGCCUGCUCUGGCUGGACCGUUGGGUGCUCCAUCACUAAAUUCCUUUCCUACCUGCUCUCUUCCUGAAACGCCCAGAAUUGACUUCUUCCUUCUUUCUAAUCAAUAAAGACAAAACAAAACCGCAAACCCUCUCUCAGACUUCUCACCCUUUCUGCCUAGAAGACAUCCUCUUCUGGAAGCUUCCUUCCCCAUGAAGGGAGGACGAGCCCCAGCCACCUCAAACAUGCACCCACUUAUCACCAACAUGCCUCUCGCUUACCUUCAACGUGCUCGAUCCAUCCUCCUGCUCUAAAGCAACAGCUCCUCUGACACGCGCACCUCGAGGCCUGACCCAUAAGCCAGGAUGGAACUGGGAGCAAGGCAGGCCACUGUAGCCCAGGGACCCCUUUCUCUAAGGCCACCAAGUCCCUGGACUGAGAUGGGGGAAGGCGCUGAUUGUCAAGGUCACGUGUGAGAUAAAAAAGGACCCGGGAGAAGGGAAAUCACAUGCUAAGCCCAACCUCAGAGGUCGGUUGGGCUCAAGGCCUCGAAGGGUUGGGCCCCUCCGCCCAUUCCAUAAACAUCCAUGUGCCCAACGUGUGGCGUGGGGCCCCAGCUGUGCAGGACGGAACGGGGGGGGG